GUCGCAGCUUGGCUAUCUUUGGAGGGGAGGGUGUGUUCUUGGCCGGCGGCGAUGGACCAGGUGCGGCGGAAGAGUAGCCUGAGGUCGCAUGGCUCGGGCAAGUCCUCGCCGCGGGUGGGGUCGGGGACGCUGGCGGAGCGGCCUACACUGGCGACCGAUCGCGAUGGCGGCGACCAACGGGAGGUGGUCGUGAGGAUCGAUGGGAAGGGGAGUGGCCACGAGCCGUUCGCGUUCCACGGCGCGGAUGGUGGUGGGGCCGGGAAUGCGAGCCCGAACACCGACUCGACGGCGAGCACGCCGCAGGCAGCGAGUAGGACGUGGUCCAGUGGGUCCAACUCGCCGCCGUCGCCACCCAAGGUGUGGCGGGAUGGGAGCGUCGAGUUUUGGAAGAAUGAUGGUGACGGCCACGGGGCCAUCGAUGAGGGUGGAGGUGGAGGCGGUGGCCGGCGUGGCUGCGAGGCGUUCAGCUUCAAGAACCGGCCGCCGCAGCCCACUUCGUCGUCGCCGGCGUCGUCCCCUUCGCUAUCACCGCAGCCGGCGCACGCUGCGGCUGUGGGGGACGGCGGCGAGGACCCGCCAACGCGCCUCAUCGGGAACUUCCUCCGGAAGCAAAGGGCAUCCGGCGCCGAGCUGUCGCUGGACCUGGACAUGGAGGAGCUCGGGAGGGCGUCGCAGCUGCACGCGCAGCCGUCCUUCUCCAACUCCCUGGAACGGGAGGCGCGUGUUUCGUUCCGUGAACCUAACAGGCGAGUCGCCUCGUCCUCUGACUCCGACUCCGACACAGGAGGUAGCCGUAGGCACGGCGGCGACGAUGGCGAGGUCAUUCGCUGCACGUCCAGUUCCACUGCUGCAGGGUCCUUGCUGCGAGCCAAAACGCGCUCCCGGCUGAUGGACCCGCCGCCGCAGUCGCAGCCGGCACCGGCGGCCCCUCCUGUCGUCGAUGAGGAGCGGAAAUCCUCUGUCUUGCGGACGCCUACGAAGUCCGGCCAGUUCCUGUCGGGUCUCAUGGCCGGGAAGUCAGGGCAGAUCGGUAAGUCCGGGCAGAUCGCCAAGUCCGGGCAGAUCGCCAAGUCAGGCCCGUUGGAGGAGGAGGACGACGACCCAUUCAUUGACGAGGACAUCCCUGACGACUUCAAGCGCGGGAAGCUAGACGCCCUCACUAUCCUUCAGUGGGUCAGCUUGGUGCUUAUCGUCGCGGCAUUGGCUUGCAGCCUCAGCAUAAAGGUGCUGUCAGGGAAGAAGGUGUGGGGGCUGCACCUCUGGAAGUGGGAGCUCCUCGUGUUCGUCCUCAUCUGCGGCCGUCUUGUCUCCGGCUGGGUCAUCAGGAUCGCCGUGUUCUGCGUCGAGCGCAACUUCUUGCUGCGGAAGCGUGUGCUCUACUUCGUGUACGGCGUGCGCAGCGCCGUGCAGAACGCGCUCUGGCUCGGCCUGGUGCUGGCCUCUUGGCACUUCAUGUUCGACAAGAACGUCCAGCGGGAGACAAACACGGCGGUGCUGCCGUACGUGCAGAAGAUACUGUUCUGCUUCCUCGUCGCUACGCUCAUCCGCCUCGUCAAGACGCUGCUGCUCAAGGUGCUGGCCUCCUCCUUCCAUGUCUCCACAUACUUUGACCGGAUUCAGGAGGCAUUGUUCAACCAGUAUGUCAUCGAGACGCUCUCCGGGCCGCCCCUAGUCGAUGAAAACCAAUUGCUUGCUGAGAUGCAUGAGCUUCAACGCGCAGGCGCAACCAUCCCAGUUGAGCUCCGUUCCGCUAUGUCAACCAAGAAUUUAUCAGGGCAAAGGAGCAUUCGGAUGUCCGGUGUGAUUCCUAAGGGAGAUGGGAGCAAGCAGCUGUCGAAGGAGAAAGGAGAUCGGCAGAUUGACGAGGGGAUCACCAUUGACAAGCUUCAUAGGCUCAACCAGAAAAAUAUCUCAGCUUGGAAUAUGAAAAGAUUGAUGAGGAUUGUUCGGUUUGGGACACUCACGACAAUGGACGAACAGAUACAGCAAGCAACGGGUGAGGGGGAUGAGUCAGCGACACAGAUUCGUAGUGAAUAUGAAGCCAAGAUUGCUGCAAAGAAGAUCUUUCAUAAUGUUGCAAAGCCUGGCUCCAAGUAUAUAUACUUGUCAGACUUGCUGCGCUUCAUGAGGCAGGAAGAAGCUAUCAAAGCAAUGAAUCUUUUUGAAGGAGCACAGGAGCACAGCAGGGUUAGCAAGAGGUCUCUCAAGAAUUGGGUGGUGAAUGCAUUUAGAGAACGCAAAGCCCUUGCCCUAACACUUAAUGAUACAAAGACUGCAGUUAACAAGCUCAACCAAAUGGUUAAUGUUGUUGUUGGGAUCAUUGUGUUUGCCCUCUGGCUGCUCAUUCUGGGUAUAGCGACAACACAUUUCUUUGUCUUCCUCAGUUCACAAGUUCUAGUGGCAGUUUUUGUAUUUGGGAAUACUUUGAAGACAAUUUUUGAGGCAAUCGUGUUCCUUUUUGUGAUGCAUCCUUAUGAUGUUGGUGAUCGCUGCGAAAUUGAGGGAGUUCAGGUGGUUGUUGAGGAAAUGAAUAUAAUGACAACUGUCUUUCUCCGAUAUGACAACCUGAAGAUCUAUUACCCAAAUAGUGUACUUGCCACUAAACCAAUUAUGAAUUACUACAGGAGUCCUGAUAUGGGAGAAGGAAUUGACUUCUCCAUUCAUGUUGCCACCCCAGUGGAGAAAUUAGCCCUCAUGAAGGAAAGAAUACUACGCUACAUCGACAACAAGAAGGAACACUGGUACCCUGGUGCGAUGGUUGUCCUACGUGAUGUGGAUGACACCAACAAGCUGAAAGUGUCUAUAUGGCUCCGUCACACACUCAACUGGCAGGACAUGGGGAUGAGGUUCGUAAGAAGGGAGCUGGUGCUCCAAGAGAUGAUCAAAGUUCUGAAGGACCUCGACAUAGAGUACCGGAUGUUGCCACUUGAUGUGAACGUGCGAAACGCUCCUGCUAUCCAGUCCACUAGGAUGCCAUCUACGUGGAACUAUUGCUGAAUACUACUGAAGCAGUGAAUGCACCAGAUCAUCCAGCUAUGAGCUUAGAGAGCUGAAGAACUGCCUUUGUUUCAGUGGUUUGAGUUGCAAUAUCCUGGGGACAACUAGCAAGUGGUCUGCGCUGCAAGAGCUUGGUAGCAAUUAGCAAGUAGCGAAUAGCAUGUAAAAACUAGCAAGGGUUGUGAUUGGUAGUGUGCCUGCAGCUAUUACUUGGUGCAGCAUGUAAUUAUGGUGUUGUGUAGUUUGAAAAGCCGUGGUAAAUCUGAUGGAGAACAUAGUUACAGAAAUAAGAGUUCUCAUUUAGUGAAAGCAGUAAUAAAGGUUCGAUGGGUGAACUCACGCGAAUCGUCGCUUAUUUCUGACGCCGACGACUCGCCGGCCGACCCAGCGACUCUUCCCGUGGAACUAGGAAGCCCACUGCCUGCUGUUAAGUCGGCAGGACAGCCGCUGUGGUGGUGAACACAAUCAAUGGCUUUGGUGGCUGAUUCUGUUUAAAAUGGCUGUGUCCGAGGGGGUGUUUGAUUUCAG
Messenger RNA from Oryza brachyantha (malo sina), 3525 nucleotides. Its product is annotated as mechanosensitive ion channel protein 6-like. Gene Ontology annotation, molecular function: mechanosensitive monoatomic ion channel activity. Lineage: Eukaryota; Viridiplantae; Streptophyta; Magnoliopsida; Poales; Poaceae. Gene Ontology annotation, biological process: monoatomic anion transport; transmembrane transport. Gene Ontology annotation, cellular component: plasma membrane. The record is from RefSeq and is a predicted model, not a curated record. The coding region runs from base 52 to 2997 and encodes 981 amino acids. The transcript is spliced from 5 exons.